UGACGCGGCCCACCUUCACACUUCAGUCUCUCUGCUCUUUACAAAGCAGGGGAUCCAUACCUUAUCCAUGGCGGAAUAUCGCAGCAUAGGGAUCUUUCUCUCUUAGCACACAGUUAACACAGAGAUGUUGUCGAUGUCGAUUCAACCAAGGAUAGAGAGCAAUUUGACGAGGCAGCCUAGCUUAGCGUUCACGAAUGUCUCCUUCACCUGCCUUCACUCGAAGCCCUCACUCUCUCUGCAGCAGCGAAAACUGCCGCCGUCGGAUCUGAAAAUUGAAUCCGUCGGGACUCGGAGGUUACCUCGUGCUGCAGAAUUAGCCACCGCGGAAACGCCGGAUGAGGUAGUUUCAGAGAAGGAGGAGGCGCUUGUCGAAGAACAACCUCAGGUUGGGAAAGAAGCAAAAUCAAGAGCUCGACCUCGGCUGGUGUUGAAAUUCAUAUGGAUGGAAAAGAACAUAGGAGUAGGGCUAGAUCAAAUGAUACCGGGGCACGGGACAGUGCCGUUGAGCCCAUACUUCUUCUGGCCGAGAAAAGAUGCGUGGGAAGAGCUGAAGACGACGCUGGAGAGUAAGCCGUGGAUAUCGCAGAAGAAAAUGAUCAUACUUCUAAACCAGGCUACGGAUAUCAUCAACCUCUGGCAACAGAGUGGAGGUAAUUUGUCCUAACUCUCACUUACUUUCUUGGAAUUCUUCUGCUAUAUUGUUUAUUGUUAUGAUCACUCACUUGGAACACUAAUUUUCAUGUGUUAAUAUUAUUAUUGUUAUUAAUUUUUA
Molecule: messenger RNA, 772 nt
Organism: Andrographis paniculata
Lineage: Eukaryota; Viridiplantae; Streptophyta; Magnoliopsida; Lamiales; Acanthaceae
Product: 30S ribosomal protein 3-1, chloroplastic-like
Exons: 2
Coding region: 125-664 (179 amino acids)
Biological process (GO): translation
Cellular component (GO): ribosome
Molecular function (GO): structural constituent of ribosome
Source: RefSeq, a predicted model, not a curated record